This is a messenger RNA of Exophiala dermatitidis NIH/UT8656, 2262 nucleotides long. RefSeq lists its product as uncharacterized. The record is from RefSeq and is a predicted model, not a curated record. The transcript is spliced from 3 exons. Gene Ontology annotation, cellular component: Golgi apparatus. Lineage: Eukaryota; Fungi; Ascomycota; Eurotiomycetes; Chaetothyriales; Herpotrichiellaceae. The coding region runs from base 782 to 1831 and encodes 349 amino acids.
CUGGGGAUCCAUUUACGGGGCUGCCGGUGCUCUCUUCCACCCGAAUCACUCUCUCGUCUUAUCCACUCCGGCGCCGCACUGGCAGUCCAACAACACCAAAAACCCACCAUCUUGUGACCCCUGUCCCUUUAUUUCUCAGCUGCACUGGCACUGACUGAGAUGAGACUGCAGUAGUAGUAGUGACUGCAAAAGUAACCACCAUCCUCUCAAUAGUCCUUUCUAUUGAUCCCUUCCUCUCGUUACCGAUCGAAUCACAUUUAUUAGUUGUACAUUGACACGCUCUGCUGGCCGUCGUCACAUCGACAAGACACGACACGAGACGAGACUUCGAAUCGCUCGACCAUUCCCUCGCUUACCACUUUCACGUUACUUCAAACGUCUCACACGCCAAUCCUCAGCUGCCAUCCCCUCUCCCGGCGUUUCAGCUGCCAGGCUCUGACCACCGCACACCUCAUUGCCUUUUCCUCCUGCCUCUGUUCGCGUGCCCUGCCGUUUUCGCCGGUUCUCUCAACCUUCCUCGCGUGGCACCGACGUUCUUUACAUCCUGUCGACGUCUACACGUCGUUGAGCCGUGCCACGACCAAAGAGUGGUGGUAUACUUUACCCAGUCGUGCAGCCUCGUCAAUCAAUCACACCGCAAGUCGCCAAAAUUCGCUCUCACGAGGUCCGGACCUCCCUCCUCGGAGGUCAAGCCGAGUCUUAUCGACCCUUACCCGGGGGCUUUCACCAACGUGAAGGAUAUGUGGUGAACGACUUCGAAAAGCGGAAAUCAAAAUCCAUCAUGUAUACACCAAAUUCAAAAUGGACGUGGGCCUUUACCAUGGUCGCACUCGUCCAGGCCGUUAUCAUUCUCGCGUCUGAGAGUUAUGUUUUUGCGCACUUCCAGAUACACCUUCGAGGAGCCGCCGCAGGUACCACUGCUGCGCGUACGAUCCCCACGUUUUUGACGCUGUACAUUUUCGGCUUUAUCUACCAGUUGUUGUUGGUUUGGGACGCGCUGCGCAUGAAGAAUACCAUCCAAGUCAUUGGUCUGGUCGCGUACAAUGUCGGCCUUCUCAUAUACGGCUCCGUGCAGAUGGAACAGAUCAAGGACGCCGUAUUCGAGCUGGCAGAAGACAAUUUUGUUCGUCGCGAGAUCUGGCACGAUACAAAGCCGUUUUUGAUCGCCAUCCCCUGCAUUUUGGCAUUGGGCACCAUCCUCAUGGCGGCCUGCGCUUGGAAGUUAUACGACGAAUUCGCCUGGACCAUUUACAAACGCAUCUCGGCCGAUCUCCGGAUGAAGCGCCGAUUUCUUCAAUACCAGGUCUACAUCGCUUUGUUGAAGUUUGACUUCUUUUUCUUCCUUGGAUUUACCGUUCAAUUCGUGGUCAUUGUCACGCAGCGACAGGUGGAAUUCGCCUUGACGAUCGCCGCCAUUCCAGUCACCAUUCUCAUUCUUCUCGCUGCUGCUUGGUUUGUGCGGAAGGAAAGUCUAUGGGGGACGAUUGCAGUCAUAAUCCUCUAUUUUGGUGGACUCGCCUACUUCGUCUUUAAGAUGGUCCGGAUGUACUCGCCCUCCCACUCGGGCGCAUAUCUCCCUGCAAGAAAAGAGCUCACUACUUUCGCCGUAUUGACCAUCAUUCUUAUCAUCCUCACCAUCAUCAACGCAUGUUUGUGCGCUCACAACUACAACCGCGGUCUAAAACCUUAUGUCAACAAGUCCUCGACCAUUGAUGACGACGAAAAGCCGAUGGGAAGUGCUUACGCCCCCUACGCCACCGAGAUGGAACCCGGAGUCAAUGGCAAAUUGCCAGCAUUCCGGCCUUCAGCGAAUAGGAUUGAGAUUGAUUGAACAUGGAUAAUUUCAACUCCCGUUGGCAAGCGGUGGUUCGAAUGAUUGUCUCAUACAUCUUUCCCCCCAAGAUUUAUGCCCGUUAUGAGGCGUUUUGAGUUUUGUUUGUCUCGGACAUGAAGCAUAGGAUGAACGGUUCGGGGAUAUAUACGCGACCAAAUCGCCGCUGUAUCCCAGCGCGGUGAAUGAGUGGGUGGCUUGGAUUUACGAGGACCUCUCUUUACACAUACUGCGCUCUGUAACAUGGUCGCAAGACUCGUUGCCCGUCCCUGGUGGCUAGGGCAAUUCCAAUGUCACUAACUGGGUUAUCCCAGCAAAUUAUUUGCUGGAUGGUCAUGUUCCGAUUCCUAGGCCCCUGUUCGUCUGCUGUACGACGUGUUUUGGAUGCAGACACAUAUCACAUAUGGUAACACUCAGUGCUUCGAUUGCCA